AUGGUCACUUUUUGGCACCCCCUCCUAUUUUUCCUUUUCUUACAAAUCUUUCUCCAUGUUUCGUCUGCUUUCUUUUGCAUUCACCCUCAUUCCUUGAAUAGUUCGCAUCUUUCUUUUACUUUCUUUCUUCUUUUUCAUUUUUCAGUCUUCCUCUUUCAUUUUAUCUUUCCUCUCGUCUCUUUCAAUCAACAUUUUCUUUUUUAUUAUUCGUUUCCAAAGUUUUAUUCUUUCUAUUUCUUCUUUCUCCUUUUCUUCGUCUAUCAAUCUCUCUUUUCUUCCAUCUUUUUUCAUGUUCCUCGUUAUAUUUUAUUUCGCAUUUCUUUUCUUCUUCUUUUUCUUCUUUUCUUUCUUUCUUUCUUUCUUUUCUCUCUUGCCUGUUUCUUUUUUCUUUCUUUCCCUCUUUCUUUCCUCCUUUGCUUUCUUGCCUUCUUUUUCUUUUUUCUUUCGUUCUUUCUUUGCUUUCUUGACUUCUUUUUCUUUUUUCUUUCUUUUCUUUCCUUCUUUGCUUUCUUGCCUUCUUUUUCUUUUUUCUUUCUUUCUUUCCUUUCUUUCUGGCCUUUUCCCCUUUUUCUUUCUUUCUUUAUUUCCCUUUUUCUUUCUUUCUUUUCUUUCUUGUCUUCUUUUCCUUUCCUUCUUUCUUUUUCCUUAUUUUCUUUUUGCCUUCUCUUUCUUUCUAGCUUUACUUCUUUCUUUUUCCUUUCUUUCCCUUCUUUCUUUAGUUCUUUCCUUUCUUUCUUUCUCCAUUCUUUUUUUUCUUAUCUCCUUCUUUCUUUCCGUCUUUGUUUCCGUCUUUUCUUCCUUCCUUCUUUCUUUCUUACAUUCCCUCGUUCUUUGUUGCCUUCUUUUUCUUUCUUUACUUCUUUUCUUUUUGUCUCCUUUUUUCUUUUCUUCUUUCUUUCUUUCUUUCUCUCUUUCUCUCUUUUUCCUGUCUUUCUUUCCUUAAUCCUGUUUUCAUUCUUUCUUACAUAUUUUGUUCUUUCUUACUUUUAUUCUUUGUUCCUUACUUUCUUUCUUUUUCCCUUCUUUCUUUAUUUCAUACAUUGUUCCUUCUUUGUUUCAUUCUUUCUUUCCUUUUGUUUCUUUCUGUUUUUCUUUCCUUCUUCUUUCUUUCUUUCUUUCUUUCUUUCUUUCUUUCUUUCCUCUUUUCUAUCGUUUCCUAUCAAAUAA
Molecule: messenger RNA, 1167 nt
Organism: Acanthosepion pharaonis
Lineage: Eukaryota; Metazoa; Mollusca; Cephalopoda; Sepiida; Sepiidae
Source: the annotation of a GenBank genome assembly